GAUAUUGCCUUUUUUUUCAUCGGCGAUCUUUCAUAGAGUUGCCGAAGCCAGAAAAUCUGCUAAUGCAAUCCGCAGAAUUACAUCAGAUCAAGGUGUGGAUCUAUUUCGAACAAGUGAUAUCCAAGAAGAAGCCAUUCGUUACUUCUCCAACCUGUUUCAGUUUUCACCGGUGAACCACACUCGAGCCUCUAUCUCAUCCCUUCGCUCUCUUAUCGACUUCAUCAGAUGCUCCAACUAGAUGCAAGCGAAUCUUCUGCAACAGGUCCGAUCUGAUGUUUACGAUUUGUUGUGGUUAAUCUUCCCAAUUGACUAAGUGCAAGUUAGAACAUGGUAGCUUCUGAUUCACGGCCAAUGAGACUCCGCUUGCGAGCUGAACUCUUUUUGGCAUCAUUCGCAGUGAGAGAAGAGAGCAUACGCAGUGAAGAAGGGAGUGGAGCUUAUAUUUCAAAGUAUAUUAAAGUUACCGAUCAAUCUGGCCCUAGGUUCCCUAGCUCCAACGCGGAAGGACUCUCAUUUCGUCCAGAUCUUUGCUUUGCGGCAUCUCCAACUGCAAGAUCUCAUCCUUCGGCGAAUCAUGUGGGGCUCAGAAGAGUGCUCCCUACGACGGUAAAUCGGGGCAAAAGACCCUUUCUUCGACGACGUGGACACGGGGAGGGAGCAGGCGAAGCGUGUCGCAUCUUGCCAGGAAGUUGGUGGGCUUAUCAUGAAUUAGGUCGGGGUGGCUGGUGGUUUCGGGAUCCCGUAGAAAAUGCUUCUUUUAUGCCUCGGGUAUUAGCCACAGCUCGAACCUUUUCAAUACGGUCCGGAUUGCUAGCUCCCGUUCAUAGUUUUGCUACAGAUGAUACACGAGGAAUCUUUUUAUGGUGGUUCUUCCUUCUAAUGACCGGCAUAUCUAUGAUUCUUUUCUACCAGAUGAAGCAGCAGGCAUCGAGCCAGCAAUUGGCUGCCGGAUUUCGUCCUGCAAUGAGGCAGAUCGCUUCGGGGGGUCACUGUGGCGUGGCUGAAUGUAGAGCAGUCCGCCCCUACAGCACAGCUGUCCCGCGGAUUAAGGAAUCCGCAAAGGCUAAUGCCAUAAGACGAGCAAGACUAAAGAAAGAGAAGAUCGGUCCUCGUCCACUCGGAAAGCUUUUUCUCAUCAUAGGGGGACGGAGACGGUUAGUCAGCAUUCCACUACCAACGAGCAGCAAACUCCUUGCGACUCUAAUUGAGAAAAACCCAACAACGGCCACCCUCCCUAGGUAUUUUGCCCUGCGCGGAUUCUGGAGCUUCUUCUUUAGUCUAGGAUUUCAAAUAAUAAUCAAAUCAAAAGAAGCGGCUGGGCGAGAACAAGAAGCGGUCGUCGUACGCCGGCCGGUAGCUCUACUAAGCGAAGAACCGCUCGCUGCCUUUUCUUCGCGAAUAACCAUGUGGAGUGGAGGUAGCCUAGGAGAAGAGAAGCAAGCUACCUUCGCCUACCUCCCAUCUAUAAGCGGCAAUGGCCUACCUUACAAAGGGAAACGGCCGCAUCGGCCCGCUUCGUCACCGUCGGUUCCCGCAACCAAGCCUUUCUCUUAUUCUUUCUUUCAGAAGGGCUUGCGGUUCAUUACACCAAAGGCUUUCAGUGAACUAUUGAAGCUAUCGAGAGAGUACCAAAUACCAAAUGCUGACGGUGACGAAGGUUACCGACUUUCGGUGGACGCGGAGCCAACGAGUUCAGUCGAAGAGCGUAACGAGUCUAAGGUUACAGAAGCGUUCGCCAACUUUGAUAGCUGGAAAGGCACUAACGCUUUGCCGAGUUAUGAUAGGGGGAUGAGGGGAACAGACAGAGAUGGUCAUACAGACUUCUUUAUCAGACCGACUGCUGAUCGCCUUCAAACGACUCUUCCAGUCGCUGACCUACCUCGAGGAAGGCCCCUUCAACCGGCUUCAAAACUCGCUAUUCUGCUGACGAUUUUAGCCUUUAUAUAUCACCCCGAAUGGAGUACUCAAGUUGAACCGGGCGGACCUUUGGAAGGGUCUGUUCGAGAACUUCACAACUUCACUCUAGGGCCAACCUCGAAGGGUUUCCUCUCUUUAUUCAAUAGAACAGCAGCCAACCACCGAGGCUCUUCGUCAAGUCGAACCACACCGAGGAGGCACUUGUUAACCACCGGAUGGAGCAAGUUCGUGAACAAUAAGAAGCUAAUCGCUGGUGAUUCUGUUGUAUUUAUGAGGAAAUCGGCUGAUGAGAUGUUUAUUGGUGUAAGGCGAGCACCAAUCUCUAGUAACGUCGGAGGAACAAGCUUCUACGGCGGAGAUGAGUACUGUAGUUAUUAUCAGAGCAAUGGAGGCGUUGCUAAGGAAGACGACGGAAGUGCGAAGAAGGGGUUUAGGAGGACUGGGAAAGGGAAAUUGACGGCUGAAGCUGUCUCUGAGGCGAUUAAUAGAGCAGCUCAGGGUUUGCCGUUUGAGGUGGUUUAUUAUCCUACGGCUGGAUGGUCGUACUUUGUGGUGAAGGCAGAAGAUGUUGAGGCUUCCAUGGCUAUAUUCUGGACUCCUGGUACUAGAGUGAAGAUGGCCAUGGAGACUGAGGACUCUUCGCGGAUUACUUGGUUUCAGGGGAUUGUCUUCUCUACAUAUCAGGAAACUGGUCCAUGGCGUGGAUCUCCUUGGAAACAGCUUCAGGUUCCAGUUGUGUCAAGUUUGGAUUGCUGUGUUGGGGGGAUUCGUGGUUUGAAAUCGAAAUAUGUUGAUUGGAAGCAGUAUUAGCUGGCAUGGAAAGAACCUCUCCCUUCUCCCAUAGUCACUUCUGGGUCCUCUUUGUCUGCUCUGCUGUUAUCACUCUCAGGAUAUUGGCUUUUUCUUGGGAGAUCCUACGGGAAAAGAAGGAAAGAAGUCAAAAUAAGAGAGUCAGAGCCUAGGUUAGAAGUCAGUUUCAGUUCUCUUAGGAUUCUUGUGGGAUUGACUCCUGGUAAGGAACCGUCUUUACAUCUCACACUUGUUGGCUCGUUAGGAAGGGAAGUUCAAGCUUGCCUAUUUUACCUUCUGGUGAGAGUUUCCGGUAAGCUUUCACAGAGCAGAUGUUGUUCUCGACUGAAUCAACAAGUGGAAGAGUCACGUCAGUGCCUAAAGCCACUUGCGCCAGAAUUUCUAAAUCUAGUUAGUAGGGAGAUGUUGGCACAAGAAGGCGAACUUUCACCAUAUAUCAAUAAGUCCUCUGCUCUGGCUGCUAUUGACAACAUUGUCUCACUGAGCAGCAAUGUCUUUGUACCUUCUCAUGGAGGAAACAUGGGCCUUCCUGGCCUGGCUAUAUCAUAUAUCGCCUUCACUCUACGGUCUUUCUUCAAGAGAAUGCCCUUUCGGCUGGGAAUACGGGAAAUAGCUGCUUUCUGGGCUUUCUUUCGCCUUAAUUCUAUCUGCCUUUAAUCGCUUUCAAGUCCGUGUGGGGGUAACCUUGUUCCAUAGUUCGCGGGUGUGCUCUCCAUCAGUCUUUCAAAUCUCCCUGUCGCUAGUCAGUCAAGUAGUUCUUGAGUGGACUCGAGGGGCAAAGAGGCUCGAGUGAAACGAAGAGGGAGCCUAUUGAAAGAUCUAACCGCCGGCCACUUCCAGCCGUUUUCUUCAAUAAUAGUGUUGACUUUGG
Arabidopsis arenosa is the source of this 3598-nucleotide messenger RNA. NCBI's taxonomy places the organism in Eukaryota, Viridiplantae, Streptophyta, Magnoliopsida, Brassicales, Brassicaceae. The record is from the annotation of a GenBank genome assembly.